UGUCAUUUUCGUCCGGUUUCAUGUUCGUUUCCAGUUGUUUAGUUUUGAUUAUUAAUCUCGUAGUGUGGGUGUCAUGGCUUAUUUCGAGUCGCUUACAGUAUGCAUUUUAUGCAUUUUUGCAGUUGAUUUUGUAUCAUCACAAAGGCAUAUAUUCAAGGAGUCGGUGAGUUCGAGAAAUUUCAGUUACUCGAACUGCAAUAGCUCAGUUGUCCCACUCUAUGUUAAUUUUCUCGAUAUAUCUCCAGACCCAAUUAUUAUUGGGAAUUCCAUAAAGAUCCGUUUAAGAAUGACACUUGAUGAAGAUGCUGGAAGCCAUAACAAUACCAUAAAGGUUGAUUUAAGUUUGCGUAUGAAGACAAAGACCGGUUACAUAGAACUAUGCCAGAUCGUAGGGGAAUCAUACUGUCAUUAUAACGAUUUGUGUUCCAUUCUGAAAGAUUUUAUGAAGGACAAAAAAUGUCCAGAGUACAUACAAAAAAAGUAUGACAAUAAUUGUGGUUGCCCAUUCAUUAAGAGGUCGUAUGACUUGCCACCUAUUCAAAUUGUCUUACCACAGCUAUCAUAUAAGGUAAGAGGAAAGUUUGUCCUGACCAUUAACCUACAUGAGGAAGGAAAGAUAUUGGGAUGUGUGGAAAUCCAGUUCUGCAUAACCGACUGCAACCCCUUGGGAUACAGAUAAUAUGACAAAAUGUAAUCAUAUCAGUUUACGUAGAUUACUUAGGUUUAUUGGCAUUGAGACUUGCGUUAAUUUUUUAUAUAUCUAUAGUGUCGGCAAAAAACGUGUGUUUUGAAGGUUUUUUUUUGUUUUUCGAAUUUUAUCAUGUUUCACAUAACAUACAAUACAGAACUAUAUGAAUGUUUGCUUGCAUGUUGCUGAUAAAACAACCUGCCUGAAUUUUGUAUCAAAAAUAUAGUUAAUGAAUUGAAAAGCGAUGAACAAUUAAAAUUAAACUUCGGAAAUAUACCAUAUUAACUUCGUCUUAUUAUUGUUAUAAGACAUUUCUCCAAACAUGUUGAUAGUUUGUACCUGACUAAAAUAUCUGCAAUUAUGUCUACGAAUAAAAGUGAAAACUCUCAUAA
This is a messenger RNA of Ruditapes philippinarum (Manila clam), 1080 nucleotides long. RefSeq names its product ganglioside GM2 activator-like. Lineage: Eukaryota; Metazoa; Mollusca; Bivalvia; Venerida; Veneridae. The record is from RefSeq and is a predicted model, not a curated record. Gene Ontology annotation, cellular component: cytoplasmic side of plasma membrane. Gene Ontology annotation, molecular function: lipid carrier activity; enzyme activator activity. Gene Ontology annotation, biological process: lipid transport; ganglioside catabolic process. Bases 74 to 679 code for a protein of 201 amino acids. The transcript has 5 exons.